Myzus persicae (green peach aphid) is the source of this 971-nucleotide messenger RNA. RefSeq names its product protein ALP1-like. The record is from RefSeq and is a predicted model, not a curated record. The coding region runs from base 558 to 971 and encodes 137 amino acids. Lineage: Eukaryota; Metazoa; Arthropoda; Insecta; Hemiptera; Aphididae. The transcript is spliced from 2 exons.
AAAAUGGUGAAAUAAAUAAAAAAUGAUAUAAAUAAAUAUUUUGUCCAAUCUUUUAAAAUUUCGAUUUCCACGAAUAUCUCAUAGGUUGGUUUUAGAUAUUUCAGAAAAGUUUUGAGAGUAGUUAGAAGUUUGGAUGACCUUAAAUAAUACUGAUUUCUGAUUAGCAAAUACUUAAUCCAUCUAUAUAUUCUGUUCCAAUUUAGAAUACUUGUGCGGAAACAACCAAAUUAAGUUUCUUUGCUAUCGGAAUAGAUCGUCUGCUGGAGGUAGAGAUGUAAGCUCUGUAAAUUUACCAAUUAUUUUUUACAGGUAAAUAUUAAUUGACCGAAAAAAAUUAGCAUGUGGUGCCUUAAAUUAAACGUUUUAACGAGGUGAAUAUUUUUAACACUGCAAUAGAAUGAAAUAGUUGAUAGUAUAUCAUUUAAAACGUCAAACGUUCAGUGUGCCCACACCUACUGAUGGUGUAUUACACUAUUACAUAACAUAAUAUCAUACCAUCAAUUAUAAUCGCUAUUAAUAGCAUGGAUGUAGACAUAAUAUAAUAUUUAUUUACGACCAUGCUAUUAAUAAUUUUGACUUUAUUGACAUCGCUGCCUAUGGACCACGAACUAAGAUAUACAGGACUGGAAACGAAUGUUGAUAUGUGUCAUAGACAAGGCAUUUGUGAUUCAGAAUAUAAGUUCAUUAAUAUAUUUUCUGGUUGGCCAGGAUCUGCACACGAUGAACAUGUUUUUAAAAAUAGCCCUGUCGGUGAACAACUUAUUUCAAACUCAUUAAAUCUCUUUCCUAGAGAUAUGCACAUCCUUGGUGAUUGUGCAUAUCCUCUAUUGCAUUGUCUAAUGACACCAUAUAGGGAUAAUGGUCAUUUAACUAGAGAACAAAGGCACUUCAAUUAUAAACUAAGCUCUAGUCGGAUAGUGAUAGAACAAAGUUUUGGAAAAUUGUUUGGGAGAUUUCGUCGACUUAGGUAA